AUGUCCGCUGGGGGAGCCGAAUUUAAAGCUGAGCUGCGUGCCGGCAAGCCCAAGUUUGGUGUGUUCCUUAAUUCCGCCAGUCACCUGCUUGCCGGGCAAUUCAGCCACUCCGGCUACGACUGGUUGUUGAUUGACAUGCAGCACUCCCCAGUGAAUCCGCUGACCCUCAGCCAGUUGAUUGCGGCCAUCCGAACCGGCCCUGCGAAGGUGAUGGUGCGGGUGGGGAGCACGGAGGACCGUCCCGGCAUUCAGAACGCGCUGGACUCUGGCGCCGAUGGGGUGCUGAUUCCGUACGUAAACACCGCAGCGGAGUUGAGGGCUGCGGUGGAGUGCUGUUUCUAUCCGACCGCCGGGACCCGUUCCGUGUACGCGCCGCAGCAGUGCAUGAAUGCGAAGGGACUGCUGGGGUACGCAGGUGAGGCGAACAAGAACGUGGUGGUGGCCUUCCAGGUGGAGACAGCCGAUUGCAUCAAGAACAUGGACGAGAUUAUGGCAGUCAAAGGUGUCGAUAUCGCCUUCCUGGGGCAAAACGACCUUUGCAUGUCAAUGGGUCUGUAUGAAAAGUACGUGUUCCCUGAAAUGUACACCUCGCCGGAGCUAAACGAGGCGACCGAAAGACUCAUUGCGGCAGCGCGCAAAAACAAUGUCAUCCUGGGUCUCUUUCUCUUCGGUACGGACCGCGUGGGGGAAUUUCUGCAGAAGGGCUUCACGUUCAUCAGCAUCGGCAGCGAGCUGCACCACGCCCUGACACAGGCCUCCACGCAUGUGAAGACUCUGGAGCAGAUUGCCAAUGCGGGUGGAAAGCCGUGGAAGCAUCAGCCAAGCGCGAUUGUGUAA
Trypanosoma rangeli is the source of this 837-nucleotide messenger RNA. Its product is annotated as P28 protein. Bases 1 to 837 code for a protein of 278 amino acids. Gene Ontology annotation, cellular component: cytoplasm. NCBI's taxonomy places the organism in Eukaryota, Euglenozoa, Kinetoplastea, Trypanosomatida, Trypanosomatidae. The record is from RefSeq and is a predicted model, not a curated record. Gene Ontology annotation, molecular function: aldehyde-lyase activity. The transcript has a single exon.